Messenger RNA from Geosmithia morbida, 1584 nucleotides. RefSeq names its product ZnF GATA. Gene Ontology annotation, biological process: regulation of DNA-templated transcription. The coding region runs from base 1 to 1584 and encodes 527 amino acids. The record is from RefSeq and is a predicted model, not a curated record. NCBI's taxonomy places the organism in Eukaryota, Fungi, Ascomycota, Sordariomycetes, Hypocreales, Bionectriaceae. The transcript has 3 exons. Gene Ontology annotation, molecular function: zinc ion binding; sequence-specific DNA binding.
AUGGAAACGGCGGAUCCUGGAGCUAGGCAAAGCGGUCCUUCUGCCAACAUCCACGACAGACUCCCCCCCCCUCCUCUCCAUCACCAUCACCACCCACGCCCAUCCGACCACGAACCGAUAGCCAGGAGACCACAGCUCAGUCAUCCUAGCAUGGCUACGGCGACUCUUCUGCACCCUUCCUCUGGCUACCCUUCGCCAGCAAACCCAUACCCGUCGGGUCCGUCAGGCUAUCCGCCGCCCACAAGCAUGAUCUCGUCGGUCGAUCCGCGACGGCCUCUGUCCGAGGAGAGUGACCCGUCCAAGCGCCAGUCCCUCCCCUCCAUCUCCGAGGUCAUCUCCAACACCAAGUCGACCCAGUACGCCAACCCGCCGCCGCCGCCGCCUCCCCCCCCGGCCAUCCAGCCUCCCAGCAACUACUCCUCACCCUUUCCCACCUCGCUACGGUCCUACGCCGAGGCCGACAAGCAGCCGCAGCACCCUUCUCCCCAAAGCUCUCACCCGCCUCCAUCCUUCCCUCCCGCUCCCCCUCCUCAACGGGAGCACCUCCCCUCGUUUACCGACUCGCCGAGAUCCUCGUUCAAUGGUCGCCACAGCCUGCCGGCCGUCGCCGACAGGCGGUCGAGCCCAUCGGUCAAGUCGGAAUACCCGCCGCACCCCUACGCCGGCGAGCCGCAGAGGGAUCACCGCCCGGUGAACGGCGGCCCCUCUCCCUAUCCGCCGCCGCCGCCGCAGCAGCAGCACCCGCACCCGCACCCGCACCCGCAGCAGCAGCAGCACCAGCACCCUCCUCCCCCGCCCACCUCUGCACCGCAGGCGCCCACCCCGUACCACACGGCGUCCCUGCCUCACGGCCAGAUGCCCCUCCCGCAGUACCCCGCCUCGCCCAGGCACGGUGGGCCUCCGCACAGCUACGCUUCUCCCUACGAGCAGCGAUCCUCGGUGAGCCACCCAGAGGAGGCCGAGAGGGCCGCGCCUAGACCGCCCUACGAGCACUCGGUCUACACGACUCCAUGGAACUAUGGUGAAUCUCUCGGACGGGUACGCACUCCUCCCUCUCGGCCCCCUGUUGCAGACGUGGAGAGAAGCAGCAGCAGUACUGACAUUGAACCCUCGCAGCUCGCUCAGUCGUCGCACACCCUCUUCACCUUUGCCGAGGCCUACGCCCGCUUAGCCCAGGAGCAGCACGGUGCCCACCCGAUCCCGGAACGGCUCCCCACCGAGCAGGAGGUCAACGACAUGCUCUCCAACUCGGACAUGAUCCGCACCGCCCUGGAGCGCGUCAAGGAGGUGGUGCAGCAGUCUAUCCGCAACGAGCGCGCCCGCGAGCAACCGCCCAUGAAGCUGCCCUACGAAGAGCAGGACAUGACCAUGUACGAGGUCGGCAAGCCUUCCUGCCCGGAUCCCAAGAAGAGACGUGGCCGUGCCGCUCCUCCCGGAAGAUGCCACAGCUGCAACCGAGUCGACACCCCCGAAUGGCGACGAGGCCCCGACGGAGCCAGGACCCUAUGCAACGCCUGCGGCCUCCACUACGCUAAGCUGGAGCGCAAGAGAAAUAUCCGACCCAAGCCCGAUGAUAGGGUGUAG